Paramecium sonneborni is the source of this 2277-nucleotide messenger RNA. NCBI's taxonomy places the organism in Eukaryota, Ciliophora, Oligohymenophorea, Peniculida, Parameciidae. The record is from the annotation of a GenBank genome assembly.
AUGUAAAUGGAGUUUGAUUAAUACUUAUCAUUGUUAACUAAUUUAGAAGAUGAAAUAGUUAAAAAGAUUAGAGAAUAAUAUCUUGAGGUUGAAAAUAAUAAAUCUGAAACAUUAAAGUGGACUGAAUCUUAGAGUAAACUAUUAAAGUCCUUAAUAAAUACUUAUUGUUCUAAUUAAAACAUAAUCCAUAUACAUGUGCCAGACAAAGUUUGGAACAUCAUCUCGAAAUUACUUAAUAAAUCUAUAAUUGAUUGUAGAUAAUAAUUAGAAAACACAAAAAAGUUAAUAUUUCAUUAAUAAUGGACUAAAACAGAGGAUGAUAUUUUAAAACAAAUUUGUAAUUAGUAUACAUUUGAAAAUAAGUAAUUCAAAUGGAAUGAAAUUGCAAAAGAAUUAUCUUAAAAAUAUAACAAAUCUACAAUUAAGUUGACAAAACAUGUAAGAGAUAGAUGGAUUAAUAAACUAAACCCUCAAAUAUUAAAAGGACCUUGGGAAAUCAAUGAAGAGCUUGAAUUAAUUAAAAAUAUAUUAAAACAUGGAAAAAAUUGGUAAAAUAUUGCUGCAGAAAUGAAAAACCAAAGAACAGAGAAUUCGAUAAAAAAUAGAUACUUUAAUAUUUAAAAAAAAAUGGAAUUUAAAGAAAUUUAAUAAUUAGAUAAAUAAUAAAUUGAAAAUGAACUUUUAAAACAUAACAUAAUUUAAUUCAAUAAAGUGGAUGAACUUGGAUAAUAAGAAAUCAGUUUUAUUUUAUUUUAUCUAAAUGAACUUACUAUUAAGAAAAAUAAAUUAAAUGCUGAAUAAUUUCAUUUAUUUACAGAAAAUGCUUAAAAAAAAUAAGAACUUUAAGUUGAUUUAAAUCAUAGUCAAAAAAAAAAACUAAAAACAUCAUAAAAAUCUGAUAAUUCUCAUGCUUCCAAUAUAUUGGGUAAAGUAUUAAAACAAUAUCAAUAAGAUUAAAGUUUAGAUUAGAAUAAAAUUUAGGAUCAUUAUGAGAAUUUGGUAUCUUAAAGAGGAAAAAAACUUGAGUUAGAUAAAGAACUGCUUAGCAAUUCUGAAAAUUUAUCAGAUGUUUAAUUUGGAAUAAAGAAUAAAGAUUCAUAAAAUGUACAUGUUUUUCCAAAAACUUAACUAAAAGCUGUGAUGGAAAUAAUAAAAUAAAAAAAAGAUAGUAAAAAGGAAACCAAGAAAGAAUCAGCAUAAUUAUAGAUUAAAUAAAAAAUGGGUGUCGAUGUAAAUUAAAUUGUUAAUUAAAAAUAAAAAUAAACAUCUAAAUAAAAAGAAUAAGUGCCACCCCUAUAAAUUUAAUAAUAAUAGUCAAUCUAAAAUUUAUAAAAUUAGUCUACUUGUUUUGAAUAAUAACUAAAUUAAUAAUAAAACUAGUUCUUAUAAUAAUAAAACUAGUUCUAAUAGUAAUAAUAAUAAAACUUGUUCUAAUAAUAAUAAUAAUUAAACUAGUACUAAUAAUAAUAAUAAUAACUAAACUUGUAAUAAUAAUAAUAAUAAAACUUUUAAUAAUUAAACUUGUACUAAUAAUAAUAAUAAUAACCUUAGUAUCAACUUUUAUAUCCAAACUUUUUAAAUGCUUAAAUGUAAAUGCCAUAGAUAACUUAAAUACCUGUAAUGGGAUAGAUAUCAGGAUAAGGAUAAGGAUAAGGAUAGAUGAUGAAUCCUAUUCCAGGAUAAUAAAUGAUGAUAUAAAUGCCUCAAUAAAUGAUGGGACAAUUAUCUAGUCAACUACAAGGAUAAAUGCAGGGUUAGAAUUUUUAGUUAGUUUCUGCUGUUCCAGGUUAAAUGUAAUAAAUAGUUCAUCCAUUACAUUAAUAAAUGGGAGAUUAGUUGCAACAUAUAAUUCAAAACCAAAGUUCUACUAAUUAAAAUAAUUAAUAGUAAAAUCAUCAAAUGCAUGAAUAGUCGGAUUAGAUAUAAAUGUAAUAAGUUCCUCCCAUAGGAAUACCAUAAUAAUAUUUUCCAUUUAUGUAUAUAUACAAAUAUUACUAAAUUAGGUUUCCUCCUUAGAGUAUUUAUCCAUAAUAGUAAUUCUAAUAGAUUAGUUAACAAUCAUCAUUAUAAAAUACUAAUUUGAAGGAUAUGUUUUAAUAGUCAUCUAAUUCAUAAUAAAUGCCUGCAAUGAAUUAUGCUAUGUCUAUGAUACCUCAAUUUGGUGAUCAAUAAUACUUUCAGUUAAUGAAUAUGAACCAAGGAUUUUCAUUGAAGUAGCCGAAUUAAUCUAUAGUGAAACAAGAGUUAGAAAAUUAAUAACAUAAAAACAAUAAAUGA